Molecule: messenger RNA, 1215 nt
Organism: Pungitius pungitius (ninespine stickleback)
Lineage: Eukaryota; Metazoa; Chordata; Actinopteri; Perciformes; Gasterosteidae
Gene: ttc1
Product: tetratricopeptide repeat domain 1
Exons: 8
Coding region: 125-1063 (312 amino acids)
Molecular function (GO): protein binding
Source: RefSeq, a predicted model, not a curated record
UCUUGCACCCAUCUCAUCUCUGACAAUAAUCGCACAUGCGCAGUAGCGAAUGGACAGGAUUCAUGGAUUGUAGAGCGGCAGGCAGGCUAACCGGCGUUAGCACGAGAAAGUACAGAGCUUCAACAUGAGCAGCCAAGGAGCCGCAAAACCAAGAGAGAAGGAGCAGGAGGAGAGCUUCUACGACUGCCAGGAGACCCUGGAGCCUUCCAGCCAAAGGGAGGAGGAGAACAUUUACAAAAGUCACCGACUGACUGACAGAAGAGACAACACAGACGGGGCAGGAAGAAGUCAGGAGGAGGAGGAGGAGGAGGAGCAGAGCAUAACGCUGCAGGAGGAGGAGGAGGAGGAGAAGAAGGAGCAGCAGAGCAUAACGCUGCAGGAGGAGGAGGAGGAGGAGCGGGGCGACAGGUCACAGGAGGAGGAAGAUUCACAGACGAAGGAUGAGAGCAGCCAAGAGGUGGAGUUUGAUGAUGACUACCUGAAGGAGGCGGAGACGGAGCUGACGGAGAAGGAAAAAGAGAGUCGACGGAAAGAAAGUUUAUCCCUGAAGGAAAAGGGCAACAGCCAGUUUAAGGCUGGAGACUGGCUGGAGGCGGAGCGGAGCUACACCGACGCCCUGGUUUCAUGUCCGGUUUGUUUCAGCCGGGAGCGAGCGGUGGUGUUCUCCAACAGAGCAGCUGCUCGACUCCACCUGGGUUUGAAGGAAAAGGCGAUCUCUGACUGCAGCAGAGCAAUAGAGCUGAAUCCAGACUACGUGCGGGCGUUGCUGAGGAGGGGAGAGCUCUACGAGCAGACUGAGAAGCUGGAUGAAGCUCUUGAAGACUACAAGAAGGUUCUGAACCUGGACCCGACCCAGACCAGCGCCAGUCAGGCCUGCAUGAGGCUGCCUCAGCAGAUCCAUGAGAGAAACGAGAAGUUGAAGGAGGAGAUGAUGAGCAAACUGAAGGACCUGGGGAACCUGGUCCUGAGACCGUUUGGACUUUCCACCAACAAUUUCCAGGUGAACCAGGACACAGACACCGGCUCCUACUCCAUCAACUUCGUCCAGAACAACAACAGAUGACAUCCCUCAGGGCAGUGAUGACAUCACAGAGGACCCUGGUUGUUCUCUGGGAUCCAUAGUAACUGCAGGACCAAUUGCUGUGACGUUGUUCUUACAGGAUCCUUAAAAAUAAUAAAGAUCAUGAGAAAGCUGUUUAAAUAAAUUUUUUAUUU